This is a messenger RNA of Naegleria lovaniensis, 951 nucleotides long. RefSeq lists its product as uncharacterized. Gene Ontology annotation, molecular function: aldose reductase (NADPH) activity. Gene Ontology annotation, cellular component: cytosol. The transcript is spliced from 5 exons. NCBI's taxonomy places the organism in Eukaryota, Heterolobosea, Eutetramitea, Acrasida, Naegleriidae. Bases 1 to 951 code for a protein of 316 amino acids. The record is from RefSeq and is a predicted model, not a curated record.
AUGAGCAAUACCAACGCAAAAUUCUUCAAGACCCUAAACAAUGGAAGAACCAUGCCAUUGUUAGGCAUUGGUACAUGGCUUUCCAAACCUGGAGAGAUUGAACAUUCCAUUCGGAUUGCUCUCGAAAAUGGUUAUCGUCAUAUUGAUUCGGCAGCCAUUUAUCGCAACGAGAAGGAAAUUGGUCAAGUGCUCACUGCUCUCAUUCAUGAAGAAAAGAAAGUGAAAAGAGAAGAAUUGUUUGUGACAUCCAAAUUGUGGAAUACUUUUCAUGCUAAAGAACAUGUGAGAAACGCGUGUCUUCAAACCCUUCAAAAUCUGAAUUUGGACUAUCUUGACAUGUAUCUCAUUCAUUGGCCAUUGGCAUUUGCUUAUGCAGGAGACGAUCUUCAUAAGGAAGGAGUUCCUUUACCACGGGAUGAACAAGGAAUGAUUAGAAUGCAACCUGUUUCAUUGAGAGAAACAUGGGAAGAGAUGGAAAAACUUGUUCAAGAGGGAUUGGUGAAGUCCAUUGGAGUUUCUAAUUUUGAUCUUGGACUUAUUUAUGAGAUCUUGUCUUUUGCCAAGAUAAAACCAGCAUGCAAUCAAGUGGAAUGUCAUCCUUUCCUAGCACAAAAUCAUUUAUUGAAAGGCUUAAAAGACAUUGCUCUUGUAGCCUAUAGUCCAUUAGGACACAUGCAUGAAGGUUCUCCAGUCCAUCAUUCCAAAAUUAUCGAAAUUGCAGAGAAACAUCUCAAAACUCCUGCACAAAUUUUACUUCGUUGGAAUAUUCAGAGAGGAUGUGUGGUCAUUCCAAAAUCCAUUCGUGAACAACGAAUUAUUGAGAAUGGUCAAGUGUUUGAUUUUGAAUUGGACAAUGAUGAGAUGGAAGCUAUUAACGCGUUGCAAAAUGAAAAAACUAUGCGCACGUGUGAUCCAUUCCAUUUGUUCGGAGUUCCAUUGUUUGGAAAUUAA